This is a messenger RNA of Paracoccidioides brasiliensis Pb18, 1794 nucleotides long. RefSeq lists its product as uncharacterized. The transcript is spliced from 3 exons. Bases 1 to 1794 code for a protein of 597 amino acids. Gene Ontology annotation, molecular function: transmembrane transporter activity. Gene Ontology annotation, biological process: transmembrane transport. The record is from RefSeq and is a predicted model, not a curated record.
AUGGAACCUGUGAAUUCUCUAUCAUCACGCGACCCGAAACCAACCACAGACGCCAAUCAUGCAUCUGCCUCUACUUCCAUUUCAGCCCUAAGCAAACUCCGUUCAACUAUCGAGCCGGAGAAUAGAGAGGGACCUUUGCAGGAUCCAACAUCUACUUCACAGAUGUCACCAGAUCGACCGGAGAAAACAGCCCUCGAAACCCUGGAUCCGCAAGCGGAGAAAACGGACGAACCAGAAGUAACUGGAAAUGAUGGGAUAGUCUACCUCCGAGGCUAUCCGCUCUUUAUUAUCGUUGUUGGCUUGUGCCUUUCUUCUCUCCUCGUUGCACUGGACAACACCAUUAUUGCUACCGCUAUUCCCAAGAUCACAGACCAUUUUAGAGCUCUCGACGAUGUCGGGUGGUAUGGAAGUGCUUACCUGCUAACAACAUGCGCUUUUCAAUUGAUUUUCGGAAAACUUUACACUUUCUACCCGGUUAAAUUGGUUUUCUUGGCUGCAAUUAUUAUUUUUGAGAUCGGAUCAACUAUCUGCGGCGCUGCCCCAAACUCUGAGGCCUUGAUUGUGGGUCGUGCCAUCGCUGGACUUGGAUCGGCUGGCAUUUUCAGUGGUGCUAUGGUUAUCAUCACUUAUUCAAUCCGAUUGGAGCAACGGCCUCUGUACAAUGGCCUACUAGGCUCCACGUAUGGUAUUGCGUCAGUUGCUGGACCAUUGAUGGGUGGUGCUUUCACCGAUCGUGUCUCUUGGCGAUGGUGUUUCUACAUCAAUCUCCCAAUUGGUGCCAUUACUGUUUUAGCUGUUGCUAUAUUUCUCGCUCCACCCAAGCAGACCCUGAAGAAGCCAGAAUCCUGGAAAGAGCAGAUAAUGCAGCUGGACCCCUGGGGAACAACAGCAUUCAUGCCCGGUGUCGUCUGCCUCCUCCUCACACUUAAAUGGGGAGGUACCAAAUAUCCCUGGAACAGCGGCCGUAUAAUUGCCCUCUUAGUCCUUUUCGGUAUUCUAAUGGCGAUAUUUGUCGUCAUCCAGAUAUGGGCCGGAGAUAAUGCAACGGUUCCACCACGCAUCCUACGUCAACGAACCAUGCCCUUUGCAACCUUUUUCGCCUUUACGGUAGGCUCCUCCUUUUUCAUCUUGGUCUACUAUGUUCCCAUCUGGUUCCAGGCGAUCAAAGGCGUCUCUGCAACAAAGUCUGGCGUCAUGACUAUCCCGAUAGUCCUCUCUAUGGUGGUUUUUUCAAUCAUAUGUGGUACUUUCAUAUCUACUAUAGGAUACUAUGCCCCGUUCUUCUACUUAUCGGCGAUCAUCGCCUCUGUCGGUGCCGGCCUCCUCACAACCUUUACACCGACAACUGGCCACCAGAAAUGGAUCGGCUAUCAAGUCAUCUAUGGCGCUGGGAUUGGUCUCGCUUUCCAACUACCCAUCCUUGUACCGCAAGUGGUCCUGAGCCUGGAAGACGUCGCCAUUGGAAUCGUCGUUGUGCUCUUUUGCCAACUACUUGGUGGAGCGAUCUUCGUCUCAAUCGCCCAGAAUAUUUUUACCAAUAAACUUUUCAACGGUAUAUCCCGCGCUGCACCAACUGUGAGCCCAUCCACCGUUUUGCAAGAAGGCGCUACGUCGCUGCAGAAAGUCAUUCCUCAGGAAUAUCUCGAAGCCGUGCGUGUUGUUUAUAAUAACGCGCUGACGGAUACGUGGGCUGCCUCGGUUGCGAUGUCGGCGAUAGGCCUUCUUGGGGCGUUUGGUAUUGAAUGGAAGAGCAUAAAGGCGAAGAAACUCGAUUCUGUGGCGGCUGCUUCUUAG